CGGCUGCGGGGCGAGAAAUUGAGCGGCGGCGCCUCCGCCGGGGCAGGUGUCGCGUCUGGUGCGCUUGGCGCCCGGCUCGCUCUUUGCGAGCGUCUUCGCAGGGAACUUUGGCCAACGGAGUUGGGCGUCGAGGGGAAUACCUGAAGAAUUCCUCGCCGUUCCCACGAUGGGAAGGCAUGCCUGAGUGGCCUGGCCUGGCGUGAAGCGAGGAGCCGCCCAGAAAUUUCGGCGCCCCGCGAGCGAGAGGGCCGGCCGAGGAAGGAAGGCACGCUGCGCCUGGCGGGGGAGCGCAAGCCGCCGCUCUCGCCCAGCGUCACCCGGCGCCGCGAGCUCGCCGCCCCACGCCCUGACAGGAGCGGUUCCCAGGCAUUUCCGAGGCUCGCUUUCGUCGCCCACCGCAGGGCAGCAAGAACAUUGGUUUGCUUUUCUGCAGAACAUCUAAGCAUGAUUUCCCAUUAGUGCUUAGUUGGUUCACCUUAUGAGCAAGCUGCAGCCUCAGCUUCACAGGGGCAAAGAAAAACUUGCUUUCUUCUACAUCUUCGAUCUGGCUUGCUGAGCCAAAUAAUUUAUUGCUCGCCAAGACUGAAUUACUCUGCUUCUCCCCAUUCCUGGGCUUCAAGUUGCCUUCAUCUCUUAUUCUCAUUUGCCCUCUUGACAUCAAAGGACUGAAACAGCCAUGGGCUGUUUCUGUGCAGUCCCAGAGGAAUUUUAUUGUGAAGUUCUGCUUCUGGAUGAAUCCAAAUUGACCUUAACCACCCAGCAGCAGGGAAUAAAGAAGUCCACCAAAGGGUCGGUUGUCCUAGGCUACGUAUUCCGGCAUUUAAACCUUGUGGAGAUAGAUUACUUUGGACUGCGUUACUGUGACAGAAGUCACCAGACGUACUGGCUGGAUCCAGCAAAGACCCUUACGGAACAUAAGGAACUCAUAAACACUGGUCCGCCAUAUACACUUUACUUUGGUGUUAAAUUCUAUGCAGAAGAUCCAUGCAGACUAAAGGAAGAAAUCACCAGGUAUCAGUUUUUCUUACAAGUGAAGCAGGAUGUCUUGCAAGGACGCUUGCCUUGUCCUGUCAACAUUGCUGCACAGCUGGGAGCUUAUGCAGUGCAGGCUGAACUUGGAGACUAUGAUCCAUACAAGCACACCCCAGGUUAUGUUUCAGAAUACCGCUUUGUACCAGACCAGAAGGAAGAACUAGAAGAUGCUAUAGAACGGAUACACAAAACUUUGAUGGGUCAUGUUCCAGCUGAGGCAGAAUUGAACUACCUAGGAGUGGCAAAGACACUUGAGAUGUAUGGAGUUGAUCUUCACCCUGUCUAUGGUGAAAACAAGUCUGAAUAUUUUGUAGGAUUAACCCCUGUAGGAGUGGUUGUCUACAAAAAUAAAAAGCAAGUAGGAAAGUAUUUUUGGCCUAGAAUUACAAAGGUCCACUUCAAGGAAACUCAGUUUGAGCUCAGAGUUCUGGGAAAAGAUUGUAAUGAAACAUCAUUCUUUUUUGAAGCACAAAGCAAAACUGCAUGCAAGCAUCUAUGGAAAUGCUGUGUAGAACAACAUACAUUCUUCAGAAUGCCAGAAAAUGAGUCUAAUUCUCUAUCAAGAAAACUUGGCAAACUUGGAUCUCUUGGCUAUAAGCAUCGGUUUAGUGGGAGGACAGCUUUUCAAAUGAACAGAGAUCUUUCUGUCCAGCUUCCUCGACCUGACCAAACAGUUGAAAGAAGUCGUAGCAAAACAUAUCCAAAAAGAGCAUCAAAACCACAACAGAUUGGAUCUCAUUCUACAAACCAGGUUAAUGCACAUAGAGAAACUGGAGAAAAUGAAGGAACUACCAAAAUUAUUGCUCCCUCACCAAUGAAAAGUUUUAAGAAAUUAAGAAAUGAGAGCAGUCCAGAAACCCAAAGAAGUAAAACCAAUGCACCAUGGGAAGAAAAUGGCCCACAAAGUGGACUUUACAAUUCUCCCAGUGACCGCAACAAAUCACCAAAAUUUCCAUAUUCACGUCGACAUCACCCUUCAGGUGGGAGUGAAAAUGAACCAGGACAACCACUUAGAAGAAGAUCCCGAUCCCGUUGUAAUACCAGCAGUGGGAGUGAAUCAGAAAAUUCUAAUAGGGAACAUCGGAAGAAGAGACAUAGGUUACGGCAGGAGAAUGACAUGGUUGAUUCAGCUCCUCAGUGGGAAGCCGUGCUGAGGAGGCAAAAGGAGAAAAACCAAUCUGAGUCCAACCACCGGCGAUCCAGGCACAGAUCUCGAUCGAGAAGUCCAGAUGUGCAAGCCAAAGAAGAACUAUGGAAACACAUUCAAAAGGAACUUGUGGAUCCAUCUGGCCUCUCUGAGGAACAGCUAAGAGAGAUUCCAUAUACUAAAAUUGAGACUCAGGGUGACCCUGUUCGUAUUAGACACUCCCAUUCCCCUCGCAGCUAUCGCCAGUAUCGAAGGUCCCAGUGCUCUGAUGGAGAGAGAUCUGUUUUGUCAGAAGUGAAUUCAAAAACAGACCUUGUACCUCCUUUACCUGUAACCCGUUCCUCAGAUGCUCAGUGCCCCAGCAUUGCAGUUUCUCAACAGAGGCGGAAUGGAUCUAAGGACAGUCUGAUAGAAGAAAAGGCACAAGCAGCCAUCAGUACGCUGGAUGGAAAGCAUAGCGCUAAGACAAUAAAAAUUGUACAAGCACCACGACUUAAGAUAGAGACUUGAUUCCUUAAGAGAAGAUGGCAAGUGGAUGCUGCUUCUUGAAUGAAUUUGCAAAUG
Molecule: messenger RNA, 2743 nt
Organism: Varanus komodoensis (Komodo dragon)
Lineage: Eukaryota; Metazoa; Chordata; Lepidosauria; Squamata; Varanidae
Gene: EPB41L4A
Product: erythrocyte membrane protein band 4.1 like 4A
Exons: 23
Coding region: 677-2689 (670 amino acids)
Cellular component (GO): cytoskeleton
Molecular function (GO): cytoskeletal protein binding
Source: RefSeq, a predicted model, not a curated record